AUGCCGAUGAACUUUAAGGUGACGUUCGCCAAUGGCACGUCCAUGAAGCUCAUGGGUCUGCCGGACGACAUCACGCUGGACGGACUGCGCGCUCAACUGUUCGAGAAGACGUCCAUCCCGCCGCAAGAUCAGCAUGGCAAGGACACCAACACUCCGAUGAUGACGGGUUAUCCCCCGAAGAUGAUCGAGGGAUCUGGAGACAGCACGUUGUCGUCGUUGGGGGUCCGCACGGGCUCGGUGCUAGUGCUCAAGGAGGCGCCGGACACUGGCGGCGCUCAAGCCAAGUCGACGACUGUGUUCAUGCGACGUGUGAUGCCGGCGGACAACAGUUGUCUGUUCCAUUCCAUCGGAUACGCUCUUGGUAAGGGGAGGGAAGGCAACGGCCCCGCGAUGCGCCAGCUGAUCAGGGAUACGAUCCUUGCUGACCCGGAGAAGUACUCGGAGGUGUUUCUGGGGCGCCCGGUGUACGAGUACUGCGCGUGGAUCAUGGACGACAAGUCCUGGGGCGGCGAGAUUGAGCUCUCUAUUCUGUCCACCUACUUUAAGGUGGAGAUGGUCGUCUUCGAUGUAACGAGUAUGAGCCGAUUGUGCUACGGCGAGGACCAGGGCUUCACGCAGCGCAUGUUCCUGCUCUACGACGGCAUUCACUACGACCUGGUCAUCGAGGCGCCAUCCGCCACCGCCUCGGAGAGCCAGGAUGUGACCCUCUUCGUGAUCAAUGAUUUCUCCAAGGUCGAACGCGCUAGCGAGGUCGCGGUGGAAGCUCAUCAGAAACACGAAUUCACCGACGUCAGCCGCUUCAGUAUUAUGUGCUUGGUGUGCAGGAGUACCUUUGUUGGACAGGUGCGAUAA
Messenger RNA from Phytophthora sojae, 852 nucleotides. Its product is annotated as OTU ovarian tumor protein-like cysteine protease. NCBI's taxonomy places the organism in Eukaryota, Oomycota, Peronosporomycetes, Peronosporales, Peronosporaceae. The coding region runs from base 1 to 852 and encodes 283 amino acids. The record is from RefSeq and is a predicted model, not a curated record. Gene Ontology annotation, biological process: protein deubiquitination; endoplasmic reticulum unfolded protein response. Gene Ontology annotation, cellular component: nucleus; cytosol. Gene Ontology annotation, molecular function: cysteine-type deubiquitinase activity. The transcript has 5 exons.